This is a messenger RNA of Clunio marinus, 3663 nucleotides long. The record is from the annotation of a GenBank genome assembly. NCBI's taxonomy places the organism in Eukaryota, Metazoa, Arthropoda, Insecta, Diptera, Chironomidae.
GAACGAAAGAGUUGUCAUAAAAAUUUGGCGUCGUUUUCGCUAAUAUAGAAAAAUAUCAAGAAAUAAUAAGUAAAAAUGGAUCCAAUAGUGAAAGUAUUCACUUCAGCAAUUGCCAAGUUAGAAAAAUCAGAAAAAUUCUCAGAAGUCUUUAAUGUUUGUCGGACUAUCGACGCUUUGGAUAAUGAUCAUUUUGCAAAACAUGCAGAAAAUGAUAAUUAUAGUGCUAUAUUGAAUCCUUCAGCUAAGAAGUUAACGCUUCUUCUUAUCAAAUAUUUUAAAGUAUGCAAAACCUUAUCGCAACAGAAAAUCAUUCUAAAAGCUUUGUUGAAACCAGCUUUAUGUAUGAACUAUUUCCAUGUUGAAUGUCUUUUUGUCGAGUACGAGGAACAAAUGAGCGGACUUGGCGCGGAAUUGCUGCGUAACUAUAUGUGGAUUCACAAUGACGAAUUUAUCAGAAAGUUUGGUCUUACUUAUCCAAACCACUUUAACUUUCACGAUUCCUUUGUCGAGAGUUCGUUAGCUUACAAAAAGGAUACAAAAUAUUUUGAAGUUGCUAUUGAAAACAACAUUGCUGCUUAUGGAACUUCAAUGCAGGUUAAGCUUCAUCAUUCAUUUAAAAAUAAGUUACUUAAGAUGCAGAUAAAUCAAUUCAAAUCAAACAUGUCUGGUUCCGAAUUUGACAAUGAUGAGGUUGGUGAUAAUUCUGAUGGUCAUUAUAACAUUGUAAUCUUGAGCAAUUUGGAAAACCUUCAUCAAAAUGUCCGUCCACUGAUUUUACGUCUUUUCAAAGAAGUGAUGAAGAAAUACGAUUCAAAGAACUCAUCGGAUAAUAAAAUGAUGGAAACUAUUAUCAAACUUCCAUGGACAGACCGAAACAAGUAUUCUCUACUUUCAAUUAUCAUCUCAAAUGAUGCAGCACCUUUGUUAACAAACAAAUAUUUCGUUAAAAACAAUUUAUUGAAUGGAUUAUUUGUCGCUCUUUCAUUUGAUUAUCUUGUUGCGACAAGUGCUCUACUUGUUAAAGCUGUUUAUAAACACGAAUUUUUUCAAGACAGUUUGAUCAAAAUACUGGCAAAAUAUUUAUGGAUUGGACAAGAUAACGAAGUUAAUAAUAUAAUCAAGUAUUGGUUCAACGUUAUUGAUCAACCAUUCAUCAGUAAACUUUACGACUUCAUGAGCAACGAUGGAAAAUUCUUAAACAUUCCAACCACAUCUUCAAAGUUUUAUCGUCUUCUAGUGUUGCGAAAUGCAUUCAAAGACAACAUGAAAGAUCCUGAACUCGAUGAAAGAAUCUUUAAGUUUGCUUUGGAUAUUAAAGAAAAACCGCUUAAAACUGAAAUCUUUCAAAUAAUGAUUAACAAAGUUUGUACCGAAACUGAUGAAGAUCUUCAAACUUCGAAUAUUUCUGCUUUUCAGCAUUUCAUUCGAUCGAAUAUGGAAGAUUCGCAAUUUGUUGAUCAUAUGAUGCGAAAAUUUCCAAAGUUUUUCAAGUUUCUCGCUGACAAAAAACCACGAAAGGUUGAAUUUCAUAAAAGGAUUUUUAGAAUCAUCAAGGAAGACAUUUUUGAUCAUGGAAUGAGUGUCGGCACAAAAGAAUCUAAAUUAUUCAGUCUGAAAUUGUUUGAUGUAAUGACUAAAGAAUAUUUCACAAACAGAAAGGGAAGUUUCGAGUUCAUUCGCUAUUUGGAGAUAAACAAGAUCUGGAAUAUAUUUUCCUUAACUACAAUUGAUAGCUUGAUUGCAUUUGUAUCGGACGAUGACAUCAACAUUUCGGGAAUUGCUUUUAACAUUUUAGUUGAAAAUGUUAUGAAACCUUUUCCAAAAGAGGCCAUUACAAAUGUUAUCGUUGAGAGAGUACAUCUGUUGUGCCCAAAUGAAUUGUCUGAUCCCAUGCUCAACAGUUUUGGAUGUUUGCUGAGACUUGAAAUAUGUUUGAUUAAUACCAAUUCUUUAGUCCUUUUGUUUCGUCAUAAUGCUCUUUUAGAAGAACACAUUAUUUGCCGGCUGAAUUGCAAGAAAUCAUACGACUGCUGCAUUGAUUGUUUUAAUCUUGAAAACAGAAAAGUUAUUUUUGUUCUUGAUUCAAUUAAUCACUUGUUCACGCGCGGUAAACUUGAUAUUGAACAGCCAUAUAUUAAUCUUACUAUGGCUUAUGUAGAUAAACUCACAUCUUUUCUUUUUGAUCAACUUGUGGAGUUUCCAAAUCUAUCAAAAGUAAAACUUUGCUUCAUUUCUGACAUACUCAAAUCUUGUUCCGAAGUCUCUUUGACUGCUUCAUUAUUGUUGAAAGAACAACCUGACAACUGUGCCAUCAAAUAUUUGUUUGAAUUAAAUAUUCAAAUUCUUACAAAAAUAUCAAACAAGGAUGCAAUCAAAUCAGCAAGCAAAGCAAUUGGAAAAGCAACAAAAAUAGUUUCCCGAAAGUUCCUAAAUUUCUGUAACCGAAAAUGCCCUGAAGCAGUUGAAUUACAAGAACAACUCGUCGUAUUAAAACAAUAUAUUGACUGUGGAAAACAUGCAACCAGUGAAGAUAUUGAUGCUAAUCGAGGCUUAAUUAUUUUAGCUAAUUCGAUUAUUACAAAUCAUCCACCAUUCUUAAAAUUUUUUAUGGAAAUUAUUAUUGACAUGGUUGAAAUCAAGAAUGCAUAUGAUCAGUUAAAAGUUCGUUUCUAUGACAAAACUAAACCAAUUCAAUUACAUCUUCUUGCCGAAUUGAUCAAUGAUGGAAAUAUUACUGAAGAAAUGAUUCCUUACUAUAACUUCAUACUUCUUGCUCUUUUUGAACGCUUUAAAAAUUCAGAAAAAAGCAAAGUGAUGACAAAUGUUCUCAUUCAAAUAAUUGAUGCCAUCAUCCCUAAAAUAUCGAACCAAAAAAAAUACAAUCCUUCAGGACAUCUCAAAGUUUUAAAGUACGAGCCAAAAUCUGUUACAGUUUACGAAUUUUAUGUGAAGUUUACUGGUUCUUUAAGAGUUGCAUACUAUGAUUUGUGUCAUGAAAAAACGUUGAACAACACAAUUUAUGUUGUUAAAUUACUUGAACUCUUUUCUAAUUUUGAGUGGCGAAACAUCUUCGAAUAUUGGUCGGAAAUGGGUCUUUUGUGUGACAAAUUUGAAGAAUUAAUGGCACAUAAUGAAGAAGAAGUAAGAAUGCUGGCUGGAAAAUGUUAUGCAAUGUGGCAAGAAGUGGAUAUGAAAAUGUUAGCAACAAUCAAAGAGUUAUUAAAAAAUAUUUUUGAUCCUGAUAAACAACGAGUUCAUUCCACAAUCAACUGUGUAAAAAUAAUGAUCGAUAGAUAUGAAAGCUGCGUUAAAUUUAUCGACAAUGACUUUGAUAUCAAGGAAUUCAAGAUUUUGUGCCAAAAAAUCAUUCGAGAUGAAUUCACGAAAAAAUCUACAUUCGUGGGAGCAACAAACUUCUUCAUUCGUUAUCAUAUUCUAAAUUUUUUGAUGUUCUUAGACUUCACAUUCUCAGAUCUUAUUGUUCAGUCUUUAAUGAUCGAAAAUAAUCUUGAAAGCCAUUUCGGUUAUCCAAUGUGGAAAGAAGAAGUUAAAGCUAUUCAGAUGAAAACAGAAAAUUCUUUAUAAAUCAUAUUAUAGUAACGAGAAGAACAGAAAUAAACAUACAUGUAUGAAUAUUUACAUUUUAAAAGAAACUUAGGUAUU